Molecule: messenger RNA, 495 nt
Organism: Manis pentadactyla (Chinese pangolin)
Lineage: Eukaryota; Metazoa; Chordata; Mammalia; Pholidota; Manidae
Product: eukaryotic translation initiation factor 1-like
Exons: 2
Coding region: 1-495 (164 amino acids)
Biological process (GO): translational initiation
Cellular component (GO): eukaryotic 43S preinitiation complex
Molecular function (GO): translation initiation factor activity; ribosomal small subunit binding; RNA binding
Source: RefSeq, a predicted model, not a curated record
AUGAGUUGGGCCCCAGUGGUUGAGCCACUGUCGAGGACUCAGCCUUUCUCUUUAGCCCCCUCACUUCCCGAUGCUCCUCCCUUCUCCUGCCACAGCCUUUCUAAGACUGUUUCCACUGAGGAAAACGAACUGCACUGGGUGUCUGCUAUCCAGAAGCUCCACUCUUUCCACCUCUUUGCUGAUGGGAGUAAAGGUGAUGAUCUGCUUCUUGCUGGCACUAAGCAUUAUAUCUACGUAGGAAUUCAAAAGAGAAAUGUCAGGGAGACUCUUACUACUGUCCAGAGGAUCGCUGAUGGUUACAAUAAAAAGAAACUAGUGAAGGCAUUUAAAAAACUUGCCUGCAAUGGUACUGUAAUUGAGCAGCCAGAAUAUGGAGAAGUAAUUCAGCUACCGGGUGACCAGUGCAAGAACAUAUGCCAGUUCCUGGUGGACACUGGACUGGCUAAGGACCACCAGCUCGAGGUUCAUGGGUUUUCAGUGCUUUGGGCUCCCUGA